UGGGUUUUUUGAGAACUUGUUUGGAGGCUCUAACAGGGGAGUGAAGCUACUCAUAUGCCCUACACCCUUGACCGAGGAAAUGGUCCUUCUCUAUGGGGUGGUCAUCCUCUUAUACUGACUGUGCAGCUUCGGGAGGGGCAGACAUGGAGCGGUGAGGGAGGAAGGGGACCCCCACAUAGCCAGCCAGAUCAGCCAAAUCAACGCUGGCGAUCGAUGAGGUUUUGGGAUCCUCCAGGUCUUUGGUUUUUAACUGUAUUUAGUGGAAAUCAAGGAGGUGGGGCAUGGGAGGAAAAGAGCUCAGAUUUUAAGUUUGGAAUGGUAUGGAGUGGACCUGAUUUCCCAUACUGAUGUGUUUAAAUUUCGUUAAUGCCAGGUGGCUGAGAGGAUUCUUCAAAUAGAAGAGUGGCAGUCAGAUUGCUGAUUUGGAAAAAUUAUUUUGGGGCAUCAGUGGAAGACUUACUGAACCAGGGUUAACCCUUCCUGGAAGAAUUGUAGAAAAUGGAAGUGAGCAGGGGUCCUAUGAUUCAGAUAAAGGAAUUUUUACCAUUCGACUGCCCAAAGAAACUCCUGGCCAGCAUUUUGAAGGGCUGAACAUGUUAACUGCUCUUCUGGCACCAAGAAAAUCCAGGACAGCUAAACCACUUGUGGAAGAAAUAGGUGCUUCUGAAGUUUCUGAGGAAGUAGUAGAAGAUGACGAUGAAGAGUUUGACUGGGAAAUCGAACAGACCCCCUGCAAAGAGGUACAUGAGAGUGCUUUGAAUCCACAGUGUCACUAUGGAUUUGGAAACUUGCGGUCAGGAGUGGUUCAGCGAUUGCAGGAUGAAUUAAGUGAAGUUAUUGAUAUUAAGAAUCCAGAUUUCACCCCUGCAGCUGAACGAAGGCAGAAACGCCUCGCUGCUGAGCUGGCCAAAUUUGAUCCUGAUCAUUAUCUAGCUGACUUUUUUGAAGAUGAGGCAACUGAACAGAUUUUGAAGUACAGUCCUUGGUGGAAUGAUACAUAUUCCAAAAUGCUGGCCUCCUUGGAAGACAGUCAGGAGCAAGAACUUCAUGCUGUAUUAGUGUCUUUUUCUGAGGAGGAGAAAUACCAGCUGCUAAAAUUUGUCAAUAAAUCUUACCUGUUAGACAAGAUAGCUCAUCGUCAAGUGUACUAUAGUUUAAUUGAUAUCCUUCUGGCAUACUGCUAUGAAAUCCGUGUCACUGAAGGAGAGAGGAACGUUGAGUCUGCAUGGAGUAUCAGAAAACUGAGUCCAACACUGUGCUGGUUUGAGACUUGGACUAAUGUUCACGAAAUCCUGGUGGCUUUUGGAAGAAGAGUUUUGUGCUACCCACUUUAUCGUCAUUUUAAGCUGGUAACGAAGGCACACAGAGAUACUGUUAAGAUACUGCAGCUGGGUAAAAGUGCAGUUUUGAAGUGUCUCCUGGAUAUCCACAAAAUAUUUCAGGAAAAUGACCCAGCUUACAUUUUGAAUGACCUCUACAUCUCAGACUACUGUGUGUGGAUUCAGAAAGCCAAGUCUAAAAUAUUGAGCACUCUUGCCAAAGCCUUAGAAGAAGCCUCCCUCACCAAGGCCCAGCUGGGAUUGGAGCUAGAAGAGCUGGAAGCAGCAGCCCUUCUCGUCCAGAAGGAGGAAACUGGUGGAAAAGCAGCCUCAUUUGUGUCCACGCAGACUCUUGGCUCCAGUCCUGAGGCAAGUGACUCCGAGGGGUCGGAAUCGGAAUCGGAAUCGGAAUCGGAAUCGGAAUCGGAAUCGGAAGAAUCCGCACCAGGCAGCACCGCAUCAUCCAGCACUGAAGACUCUGCUUCAGAUCAGGAGCUCGAUGGGAGUCUGUCUGCGCCUGCGCCUGCGCCUUCUCUGCGAGACCCCUUUCUCCACAUGAGCAGUACCCUGCUAGUCCAUGAGGGUGUGGCCUGCGCGCCCGCAGCUUGCCAGAGACAGCCUCAGGCCCUGGCCCAGGCUCCUGAGGCCCGCGGGCCCCUGAUAGAGGAGCUUGGAGAACAGCUGAAGACUACACUUCAGGUGUCCCAGCCUGAGGACGCCACCGCUGGGAGCCACAUCAGUAUGCAGGACUGUGAAGAGACGACAGAUGCCCAGUGAGUGACUCACAUGGUUUUGUUCGUGGUAUGGAAUUAGAUCAGCUGUGGUUUCAUCAACUGAGUUAGAACUCAUUUUCCCUCUGUGCUUUUUCUUUGUAUAUGUAACAUUGUUUUAUAGUUUAUAUCUUGUGGUAUGUUUAUACCUUUUGGUUUCCUUGUAACUUGAAAAAUGAAGUUCUAAUGUACUUUUUCCAAGUGCAACUGAUAUUUAAAGAUGAAAAUGGCAGUUCCAAAAUCUCUGUAGACUGUAGAGAUUAAUAUGGCCUCAUUAGUAUCUUAUUUUAGCUUUACUGGGGUGUUCUUGAUGUACAGGAAAGUGCUCACACUUGAAAUGUGCAAUGUGAUAAGUAUUGACAUAUGACUACAGCAAGUGAGACCACCACCUCAGCCAGGGUAAGAGCUUCCCCUACCACCCCUAGGUGCCUUUGUAGGUCUUUGGUAUCCUCCCCUCCCACCUGGCCAGAUGCCACCCACCUGCAUCCCUCACAAACCACUGAGCUGCUGUCACCAUACUGUAGUUUGCAUUUCCUAGAAUUUUAUAUAAAUUGAAUCGUGCAAUCUGUAUUCCUUUUUUGGUCAGGCUUACUUCACUCUAUAAAUAUUUUGCGGUUAAUCCAUGUAGUAACAUGUGUCAAGGGAUUGUUUUCAUUGCUGAGCACUAUUUCAUUGAAUAGAUUUGUCCAUUCACCUGCUGAUGGGCAUUUGUGUCAUUUCCAGUUUAGAACUGUUACAAAUAAAGCUGUUAUGAACAUUUGUGUACAA
Heterocephalus glaber (naked mole-rat) is the source of this 2857-nucleotide messenger RNA. Lineage: Eukaryota; Metazoa; Chordata; Mammalia; Rodentia; Bathyergidae. The record is from RefSeq and is a predicted model, not a curated record.